AUGACUCUGGAAGGUUCUGGAAGGUUCCAGGAUGACUCUGGAAGGUUCCAGAAGGUCGUUCCCUACUUGCCGGCGAUCAGGGGGUUCCUCAGGACCACGAUGACCGAGUGUGGGAUGGAUCUGGGGGGUUCUGGAAGGUUCUGGGAUGGUUCCGGGAUGGUUCCAGGAGGUUCCAGGAUGACUCUGGAAGGUUCCGGAAGGUUCCAGGAUGACUCUGGAAGGUUCCAGAAGGUCGUUCCCUACUUGCCGGCGAUCAGGGGGUUCCUCAGGACCACGAUGACCGAGUGUGGGAUGGAUCUGGGGGGUUCUGGAAGGUUCUUGGAUGGUUCUGGAAGGUUCUGGGAUGGUUCCAGGAGGUUCCGGGAUGGUUCCAGGAGGUUCUGGAAGGUUCCAGAAGGUCGUUCCCUACUUGCCGGCGAUCAGGGGGUUCCUCAGGACCACGAUGACCGAGUGUGGGAUGGAUCUGGGGGGUUCUGGAAGGUUCCAGGAGGUUCUGGAAGGUUCUGGGAUGGUUCCGGAAGGUUCUUGGAUGGUUCUGGAAGGUUCUGGGAUGGUUCCAGGAGGUUCUGGAAGGUUCUGGAAGGUUCUGGGAUGGUUCCGGAAGGUUCUUGGAUGGUUCUGGAAGGUUCUGGGAUGGUUCCAGGAGGUUCCGGGAUGGUUCCAGGAGGUUCUGGAAGGUUCUGGGAUGGUUCCAGGAUGGUUCCAGGAGGUUCUGGAAGGUUCUGGGAUGGUUCCAGGAGGUUCCAGGAUGACUCUGGAAGGUUCCAGAAGGUCGUUCCCUACUUGCCGGCGAUCAGGGGGUUCCUCAGGACCACGAUGACCGAGUGUGGGAUGGAUCUGGGGGGUUCUGGAAGGUUCUGGGAUGGUUCCGGGAUGGUUCCAGGAGGUUCCAGGAUGACUCUGGAAGGUUCCGGAAGGUUCCAGGAUGACUCUGGAAGGUUCCAGAAGGUCGUUCCCUACUUGCCGGCGAUCAGGGGGUUCCUCAGGACCACGAUGACCGAGUGUGGGAUGGAUCUGGGGGGUUCUGGAAGGUUCCAGGAGGUUCUGGAAGGUUCCAGGAGGUUCCAGGAUGACUCUGGAAGGUUCCAGGAGGUUCUGGGAUGGUUCCGGAAAGUUCUUGGAUGGUUCUGGAAGGUUCUGGGAUGGUUCCAGGAGGUUCUGGAAGGUUCUGGGAUGGUUCCAGGAGGUUCCGGGAUGGUUCCAGGAGGUUCUGGAAGGUUCUGGGAUGGUUCCAGGAGGUUCCAGGAUGACUCUGGAAGGUUCCAGAAGGUCGUUCCCUACUUGCCGGCGAUCAGGGGGUUCCUCAGGACCACGAUGACCGAGUGUGGGAUGGAUCUGGGGGGUUCUGGAAGGUUCUGGGAUGGUUCCAGGAGGUUCCGGGAUGGUUCCAGGAGGUUCUGGAAGGUUCCAGAAGGUCGUUCCCUACUUGCCGGCGAUCAGGGGGUUCCUCAGGACCACGAUGACCGAGUGUGGGAUGGAUCUGGGGGGUUCUGGAAGGUUCUGGGAUGGUUCCGGGAUGGUUCCAGGAGGUUCCAGGAUGACUCUGGAAGGUUCCGGAAGGUUCCAGGAUGA
Molecule: messenger RNA, 1572 nt
Organism: Cinclus cinclus
Lineage: Eukaryota; Metazoa; Chordata; Aves; Passeriformes; Cinclidae
Exons: 2
Coding region: 1-1572 (523 amino acids)
Source: RefSeq, a predicted model, not a curated record